AUGUCGACGCCACCGCCGCCAAAACCGUGGGCGGCGGCGACGGAGAGUGGUGAGACGGCGCGGGCGUCGACGCCGGCGGCGGAUGGGCAGGCGAUGAAGCCGUGGGAGGCGCCGGGGGCGGGCGCGUCGCCGCGCGCGCCGGUCGGGACGGAAUCGAAUCCGACGGGAACGACGUCGACGCCUCGUGAGCGCGAUUGGGACGGUGUUGGUCGCGGUUUGGGUGGUGCGUCGACGAGUGCGGGCUACGGGACGGGGUACGGGACGGGGUACGGGAGCGCGUACGGGGGGUACGGGACUCCGUACGGCGGUUCGAUGUACGGCGGGUACGGCUCGUCGAUGUACGGUGGAUACGGUGGGAUGCGAGGUGGUGUGUAUGGCGGCGGGUACGGUGGAUACGGCGGUUAUGGCGGUGGGAUGUACGGCGGCGGAUACGGUGGGUAUGGUGGCGGUAUGUACGGCGGCGGCGGUAUGUACGGUGGUUACGGCGGUGGCAUGUAUGGGCAACCUCCGUUCGGGAUGGGUCCCGGCGGUGUGCCGCCGGGGGUUCCACUCACGGGUUGGCAAGCGCUCAUGCAAUCUUUGUCCUCGGUCGUGCACCUCUUCGGGAAGAUUUCGUUCCUCGUCGACGAGAACACGCAGGCAUUGCACUUUUUCAUUAUGUCGCUGCUGGGGCUCCUCGACCGAGGGGGGCACCUCUACAGCGAGCUAUCUCGACUUUUACUUCGGAUGAUGGGUUAUCCUGUGCCACCACGUCCGCCGCAGCAGUUCGGACCACCACCGUCCGGAGCUUAUCGAGGGCCGUCUUCGGGCGUGCAGUCGUUCAGCGAUGCGUGGAUGCCAAACGCGGACUAG
This is a messenger RNA of Ostreococcus tauri, 852 nucleotides long. RefSeq names its product unnamed product. Gene Ontology annotation, biological process: protein import into peroxisome matrix, docking. The record is from RefSeq and is a predicted model, not a curated record. Bases 1 to 852 code for a protein of 283 amino acids. NCBI's taxonomy places the organism in Eukaryota, Viridiplantae, Chlorophyta, Mamiellophyceae, Mamiellales, Bathycoccaceae. Gene Ontology annotation, cellular component: peroxisomal importomer complex; peroxisome; peroxisomal membrane. The transcript has a single exon.